UUCCCAAAAUAGUGAUGGUGCUAUUUCAAGUCAAUCAUUUAUUUUUUAGGAAGGAUGUCCACUCUCUUUUGUUAAAAUUGUAAAAUUCAGGGUCCUCAAGUAAGUUGCCUGCCUUGACGUUGUACCUGAAGUUUUUGUUUGAAGUGUUCCAAUUUUGCCACAAUGGGAAGGGGGUGUUUGUUUGCGGGGUUUUUGUUCAAUGUUCCAUUUAUGCCUUUUGGUUGGACAUUUCACCUAAAAUAACCUUCCUGUUCUUACCUUAUCAAGGUCAUAAAAAAGCAUUCAACUUCACUGGAGUAAUACAAAUGCAAAAUUUUGAUUUCCAUAUGUUCUGGUGUGUCCCCUUGCAUCCAUUUCCAUAUUCUCAUUAUUUCCAUAACUGUUAAUUUGCCCACAAGCCAAACUAUCUGCAUUUGAUGCAAAAAGCUAAAAGGCUGGGGCUCACUCAGGCUGAGUAAUUAGUUAACCUGAGAGUGUUCAUGAUCCACAAUGGCUCUCAAUAUACCAGGGAUGAUAAUGAUGGUAGCUUUCUAUGUGCUGGUGUUGGGAACCGGCAUCUGGGCAUCCAUGAAAUCUAAAAUGAUCGAGAAAAGCACACUCAGUAGUCGUGUAGAAGUUUCCUUUUUGGCUAACCGCAGGGUCAGCUUGCUACUGGGAGUAUUUACAAUGACAGCUACUUGGGUUGGAGGUGCCUUUAUCAUCGGUGUUGCAGAGUCUGUGUAUGAUCCUACCAAAGGUCUAAUCUGGGCUCUUGUUCCUCUGCAGGUCUCUCUUUCCUUUAUUAUUGGUGGAUUGUUCUUUGCAAAGCCAAUGAGGGAGAACAAUUACAUAAGUAUGAUGGAUCCCUUUCAGAGGAAGUAUGGAAAACCACUGACUGCGGUUCUCGCCAUUGUUCCAGUCAUAGCUGAAAUCAUCUGGGUUCCUGGAUUACUGAUUUCUCUGGCGGCGACCAUGACUGUCAUCUUGGAUCUGCCCUUUAGUGUUUGCGUCUGGAUCUCUGCUGCAGUGGCGAUCAUCUACACCGUUCUUGGAGGUCUCUACUCAGUUGCAUACACUGAUGUCAUCCAGCUGUUACUUGUGCUUUUUAGCUUGUGGCUGUGUGUCCCCUUCGCUAUGACAAGUGACGUUUAUACUGACAUCACUAAAACAGCGUUGAACCACACAUAUCAGGCCGCCUGGCUUGGCCACCUUGAGUCUCAUGACGUCGGUAGAUGGAUUGAUGAUUUCCUAUUGAUGACUGUGGGCAAUAUGGCCGUUCAGGAUUUCCAUCAAAGGAUUCUCUCCUCCAGCUCCACGUCCACAGCCAGAAUCAUCUGUUUCAUAGCAGCAGGUGGAGUCAUCAUUGCAGGACUUCCAUCAGUGUUGAUCGCUGCUGUCGCAGCUUCAACUGACUGGAACUCCACCACAUAUGGUUCUCCCUCUCCAUAUGAGCGAGGAGAGGCAGCCAUGGUGUUGCCCAUCAUCCUUCAGCAUUUGAUCCCAAGCUACAUAUCUGCUUUUGGCGUUGGAGCUGUUGCGGCUGCAGUGAUGUCAUCCGCUGACUCUUUUCUCUUAUCUGCAACCACCAUCUUCACCACCAGCAUCUACCAGACCAUCAGGAGUCAGGCAUCAGAUAAAGAGCUGCAGUGGGUGAUUUGUCUCUCCAUAGUGGUUGCAGGACUUGUUGGAACAUCCCUCACAUACCUGGACGGCGGCAUCUUAGUGUUCUGGAUCCUGGGCUCAGACUUGACCUACACGAUUAUAUUCCCCCAACUGAUCUGCGUCCUCUUCACGGAGGUAUCCAACGGUUACGGGGCGAUCGCAGGCUACCUUAUUGCAGUGGUAAUGAGACUGUUGUGUGGAGAGCCGUUGUUAGGCCUUCCGGUGUUCCUGCAGUUCCCGGGUUGCGCUUUAGAGGAUGGUGUUUACAUUCAGCGCUCUCCUGUCAAGACCAUUUGCAUGCUGUGUGCUCUGGUUUCCAUUCUCUUGUUUUCAUAUGUGGCCUCACUCCUGUUUAACAAGGGGAUUCUUCCUGGGAGGUGGGAUGUGUUCAAAGUGAAGUCCCAGGGAGCACCAGCAGGUGGUGCCAAAGAGGUUGACUUUGAAAAUGAAGAGGACACAGUGGCCUCUGCACCGAUGCUUGAUACAGGAUGCUAGAUAUUGCAUGCCUUUGUAAAAGAAAAAGUUUUUGUGUGUUUCUGAUAAGAUUGCUAAUUUAGGGUGAUGGCAAAGGAUUUAUUGCAAUGACUGUUUUACUGAUUGAAAAAUUUAUGUAAAUCUCAUAAUUAAAAAGCUCCCCUCUUCCAAAGUUCCUCAAAUCUGUCAUUUAAAUCUAACAAUUACAAAAUGAUGCUCUUAACACUGGAAACUGAAGACUGGCUGCAGGUAUUAUGCACAUUUUCACUUUCGAAAAAACUCCCAUUGCAAGUGUCUUAUUUCAUAUGGAGAAUUUAAUGUUCUAUCUUAUUACUCUUAAAUGUCUCCAUUAAUUUUUGACAAUGCUUUGAUAACGGUUGCAUAACUGUCACUGUAUGCUGGUUGUUUUCUUUGUUCUCAAGUCUCUCUCAAAAGACAGAGUACUAGGGCCACAUUAAGCACAGAAAAAUCUGAGAUUUCAAGAAUGAAUUCACAAUGUUAAAAAAAAAAAAAAAGGUCAUACUAAUAUUAUGUAAAUUAAGUUGUAAUUAAGAGAAUCAAGUUAAACUCUUUCAAGAGAAAAAGUUGUAAUAUUGUGUACAUAAAGUCAUAAUUUAAAGAGAGUAAAGUAAUACUUUUUCAAGAGUAAAAGUCAUAUUUUUAUGAGAAAAAAGUUGUAAUAUCCCAAGAAUGAACUGGCAUAAAAAAUAAUUAACGCACUAUUUCAACCAUUUCUCGUAAAAUGACUUUAUUUGUGUAAUAAUAAAACUUUUACCUCUCAAUAGUAUGACUUUAUUGCCAUGAAAUUAUGACUUUUUUGAUUUUUUUUUCUUAAAAUCAAAACUUAGUACUUGUAAUAUUAUUAUUCUUGAUCAAUAUCUUUAUGUGUUAAAUAAAUGAUUGUCACGAACCAGCUCUUUGGAAGAAAGGGAAGCAAAGUAAAACCAGAUGAAACUGGUAAAAAAAAAUAAAGUUUUUUUUGUUCUUUUCCUUUUUUUUCCCUUUGUACUUUCUUCAAGAAGUUUUCAGUCACUUAUACAAAAACAACCAAAGUGGUGAAUUACAAAUGAAAAGGGCCUGUGGGUGCUGUUCAGAUUAAUCCUUGAGUAACAAAGAAGAAAUGAAGAAAAUUAAAAACAAGAAAUUUUGUUUAAAAAAAUAAAAUCACAUCAAUGACAUGAUCAUCAUGUGUUAGCACAGUGCUGCAGGCUCCGCCACUUAUCUUUUUAAAAUAACCAUUUUGCAAUGAUGAACAAGGUCUGGGUUACAAACUAAGAAACCAUAAAGCCUUCUUGGUUAAGCUGAGUAAAAGUAAGGAGGUAAAACUUGACUUGACUUGAAUGGUGAUUACUUUACAAACAUUUCAACCACGUGGAUGGCGACCAGCUGACAGAGACUACACAGAAAUGGCAUCUGACCAGAUAACCCUCGCACAACUGUGGGGUGCGAUCAAAGAAAGUAAUGCGGACAUCUCCCGACACAUCGACUCAAAAAUAGGCGAGGUACAAAGCCAACUAACAAACGUCCAAGUCUCCUUCUGAACGCUGGGUGACCAACUUGAGGAGAUCCAACACAGGGUCGGUGCAAACGAAGACAACAUUCAAAGUGUCACAGUCAACGUUGCAGCAUUAGACAAAGAAGUUACUGUAGCCUACUUAAACGUAAAAACCAAGAAAGAGAGGAUGAAAUGAGAAGGGCAAACUUAAGGUUGGUGGGGCUUCCUCAGGGAGCGGAGAAGCGGGACCUGGCUACACCUUUACCUAUCGAGAGGGCUUACAGGACUGAGGUCAAACCAGCCCUCACUUUGAAACAUUUGGUCAAGCCAGCCUUCACUUUGGGGUGCGCGCAUAUACUACACAUUACGGCAAGAGCGAGAAAGGACUGAUUUCAAAGUAAAAGCAAGCUUCCAAAACGACCUCAGGCCAAAGAGCAUGGAUACCAAGAGGCGAAGCUCAAUAGAACCAGAGACGCCCCAUAGCAACAGACUCGCCCAUGGUUUCGUCCUACCGCCGCCAUUUUGGACUGUCAGCAGACCGCAGCAGACCCGCUUGCAUACAAAAACACACAGACAAACUGAAGUAUAUCGCUAUUAAUUGUGCUUACAAUGCUACUCACCUCGUGAUGGCUUGGUCACAGCUGCUUUUUCACAUUUUUGUAAAGCAAAAUAGGCUACAGACUUUAUAAAACACACAACAAAAAAAACGGCCUAGAUGGCAUCUCUACAUAGGCCUAUUACAUCCACUUAUGAGAAGAUUAACUUAAGUACUCCAAACAAAAUCGCCCCAUAAGCCAAUCUACCAAAAAAACACAGGACAGGCGAGCGGCUGAGGAAGGGGUCGCAGUUAAGAUUGUCCGUCGCUGCGGGGAGAGAGGUCCCUCGGUGGUAAUUUUGGGCUGGGCCUUUUUUUUUUUUUUUUAGUCAUGUCAUGAUAUGAGGGCCGAUGCCCCCUCCCACUUGGGCCUCGGCUGCCAGUCAAUCAAUCAUACAGGGAGAGAGGAGAUUGACAAAAUUGAGAAGAAACUCAAAGGAGGUGCGGAAAAAAUAAGAGAGAAAAAGAGACAAGCCCUUUACGAAGAUGCUGCCAAAUGUGUUAAAAUAACACAGAUGUUUGCUGGCUAUGGCGGAGCUUCUUCAGCGGCAGCAUCAGUGACCGCACCCGCACUGGCAUCCAAAGCAGCCGCAGCAGGUAAGGAUGGCGGUGGUGGCCGUCAGCAGGUGGAUGAGACGAAGGGGAGGCAGGAGGAGGAGACCCGCGGCCGCCGCAUUAUAUGACGACGGCACAGUCGGUGAGACUGGAGGGGAAUUUGAACUUCAGGUAAGAAGUGAUGAACUGCAGUCUACCUGGGUCAGAUAUGAAUCAAGUUUGGUUGAUAGUUUAUUUUCGUUGUGCUUGCUAACUAACACAGCAUAGUUAUGAGUAGGCCAUUUAACAAUUUAGCUGGCUGUUGAGCAGCAUGAUGGGGUUUCUCUACUGCUGGGCUGUUUCUGUGAUGUUAUACUAGUGAUGGUGAUCUUUGUGCUUCAGUAACUUUAUUUUAUUCAUUUAGUUAGUUAAGUAUAGUCUUUAUUAGUUAGGUAGUAAAAUAUUUCAAUGUCUAUUAAUUGAUAUAGGUGCACUAUGCAGUAAUUCUUUACUCUGAAACAGCUAAAGCUCAACAGAGCAAUUUUGUUCAUGUAAAACCAAAUGAUUAGGCUAGUAUUCAUCAUAAACCCACUUGCAAAUAUAAUUUAGACUGAAUCAAAUUAGGAUUUGCCAGGAGAUGUGAUGCUGCUCAUUAACAUAAAAGUGGCUUGGAGUUAAAAGUAACUACUUAAAUGUAUUUGUCUUUUAUACAUAAAUAUCCUCUUUAUUCUAGAUAUGUUGUUCUUUUAUCUUAUUGUUUUUUUUACUGACAUGUAACAGCAAACUCUUGUGGACAAUAAUUACCUGUAUUUUGUUUUUAUUGCGGGCAUGUUUCCAUUCAAUUUAAAAUAUCCCUUCACUUUUUAAAGGUUGCCAUGUUUGAGGAAGUAUUAUGUGUUGCUGUGCUGUUUAUUGAUGUGGUGAGUACAUGAAAAUAUUACUAAAUCUAUCAUUUAUUCAUUUUAAUAUUCAUCAAUAAUCAUGUCUCACCUCUGUUCCUCACUGUCCAAUUUUCAGGAUCCCAUCAUACGUUCAUUUUUCAGGAGGUUGACUAGACCAAGCAGCCUUUUGGGUUCCUCUAAGUAAAUACUGUAUAGAAUAAUGGGACUGGAAGGAUGGUGUAGGUUUAAAUUUAUUAGACAAGUACAUAUACACCAACAAGACAGUGUACAAGCGGUGUCACAAGAAAGUUUGUUUUCAUUCAUAGGCUUCAUUGUCUUUCCAUCAAUACCUGGUGGGCCAGACUAGGCUCAAAAUGCCCGGGCCGAUUUUUUGU
Messenger RNA from Epinephelus fuscoguttatus (brown-marbled grouper), 6015 nucleotides. RefSeq names its product high-affinity choline transporter 1-like. The transcript is spliced from 8 exons. Bases 490 to 2136 code for a protein of 548 amino acids. Gene Ontology annotation, biological process: transmembrane transport; acetylcholine biosynthetic process; choline transport. Gene Ontology annotation, cellular component: plasma membrane. The record is from RefSeq and is a predicted model, not a curated record. Gene Ontology annotation, molecular function: choline:sodium symporter activity. NCBI's taxonomy places the organism in Eukaryota, Metazoa, Chordata, Actinopteri, Perciformes, Serranidae.